GACAGUAGCCAACCAACGACCCGGGCCGGCCGCGAGAUCUGUCACUACGAGGCAGAGUAUGCCGGUAUGGCAGAACACCGCCUUAGGCCUACGUUGAGGCUCGAGCUAGAGGUACCAGAAGCACGGAGGAGGUAUCGUGAAUGUGUGUGA
This is a messenger RNA of Neurospora tetraspora, 150 nucleotides long. RefSeq lists its product as uncharacterized. The record is from RefSeq and is a predicted model, not a curated record. The annotation marks the transcript as partial. Lineage: Eukaryota; Fungi; Ascomycota; Sordariomycetes; Sordariales; Sordariaceae. The transcript has a single exon.